This is a messenger RNA of Talaromyces atroroseus, 1284 nucleotides long. Its product is annotated as L-rhamnonate dehydratase. NCBI's taxonomy places the organism in Eukaryota, Fungi, Ascomycota, Eurotiomycetes, Eurotiales, Trichocomaceae. The transcript is spliced from 3 exons. Bases 1 to 1284 code for a protein of 427 amino acids. The record is from RefSeq and is a predicted model, not a curated record. Gene Ontology annotation, biological process: carbohydrate catabolic process. Gene Ontology annotation, molecular function: L-rhamnonate dehydratase activity; magnesium ion binding.
AUGACUGCUGAAGCAUCAUUCCCCACUAUCAAGCAUGUGCGGACAUUUAUUAUACAGGGUGUGGGCUCAGGAGGAGACUACCACAAUGUGAAAGGAGGACAUUGGCUAGUGGACAGCUCGAUAUCAACUCCAAUGGCGCGGUGGGAGGAAUACCGCGCUUCCAGGACUAGCUGGGGUAUUAAUGUGCUGGGUUCGUUCUGUGUUGAGAUUGAAACAAAUGAUGGAACCAAAGGAUUCGCCACGGGGUUUGGAGGGCCACCAGCAUGCUGGCUAGUCCAUCAGCAUUUUGAGCGUUUCUUGAUCGGGAACGACCCUCGUGAUAUCAAUGACAUGUUUGAGAAAAUGUACCGCGGAUCCAUGUUCUACGGUCGUAAGGGUCUCCCCAUUGCAGUCAUCUCUGUCAUAGACCUGGCUCUCUGGGAUCUCCUAGGCAAGAUACGCAAAGAACCAGUUUAUAAAAUGGUCGGUGGCGCGACCCGGAAGAGACUACAUUUCUACUGCACUGGACCCCAGCCAGCAGCAGCAAAGGCAGCAGGCUUCAUUGGGGCGAAAGUUGCUCUUCCAUAUGGACCAGACGAAGGUAUCGACGGCUUGAAACGAAACAUCGAGUAUCUUCGCAAACAUCGCGAAAGCGUUGGACCCGAUUUCCCCCUCCGAGUAGACUGCUACAUGUCCUUGACAGUACCUUAUACGAUUGAGCUCGUUAAGCAAGCCGAGGCCCAGGGCCUCAAUAUCGACUGGUGGGAGGAAUGUCUAACCCCAGAUGACUUUGAUGGCCAUGCUCUCCUCAAGAGAGCCCACCCAACUGUCAAGUUUACCACCGGCGAGCACGAAUACUCCAGAUAUGGAUUUAGGAAACUAGUCGAGGGCCGCAACCUAGACAUCAUUCAACCAGAUGUCAUGUGGCUGGGUGGUCUAACCGAACUCCUCAAAGUCUCCGCGCUGGCAGCCGCCUACGACAUCCCAGUCGUCCCUCACGCCUCUGGAUCGUACUCGUACCACUUCGUGGUCUCGCAGCCCAACACUCCAUUCCAAGAAUACCUGGCCAACUCGGCCGACGGCAGCAGCGUGGAGCCCGUGUUCGGCAACCUGUUUUUGAACGAGCCUAUCCCCGUGAAGGGAUACCUAGAUUUGACAGAUUUGGACAAGCCUGGUUUUGGCCUUGAGCUGAACCCCGCGGCGCCGUUGAUUCCUGCUUCUACGAUUCUGACUCCUGCGCCUGCAAGGAGCUUGACGCUUCCCACGCCAUCUGAGGAGGAAGAUAAGGCGAGUGGCCAUAGCUAG